AGUAAGUUCGUUAGAUGAUGCCGGUUCACCAGAGGAGAAGCAAGGACAUUUGUUACUGAUUUAUAGACAGAAUAUUGCGUAUUAAGUUAAUACUACGUUAAUAAACGAUAUAAAACAAUCAUUUGGUUACAAAUUGGUAGGAAUCGUUGUUAUUUUUCCGGAGAUUAACGUUCAGAAAAAUGGCAGAGUCAUCAGAAAAAUCAAAUACAUCAAACAGUCAGAAUAGCGAGGGGGAUAAUCCAAAACCAAAAGUUUGGGGUGAAAAUAUCGACGACCAUUGUCCGGUUUACGAAUCUGGGCAGUCAGUCGACAAUAAAGCAGAGAAGAGAUCAUCAGAUUCGACAUGUCAGUUAAAAGGUGUCACAAUCAAGGAUUUAGUCAAGGAACAAAUCUGUCCAAUAAUCGAAGUGGAAGUUUCAUCAGUUCAUCCAAUGGGCUUAUUAAAAACUUCAGCAGGAAGGGAUUACCUUCCAUUUACAGUUGUUGACGCGACUGGAUCCAUGAUGGUCAUGGCCUGGGCAGCUAUUGCAGCUCCUCUAUCAGAAGUACUUCAAAUCGGACAAACCAUCAGAAUAAUCAAGGGUAACGUGCAGAAGGCACCUGAAAGAGAUGCAUGUCGCACUGAACCAGUGUAUCGCAUAGCAUUGGGUGCACAGUCCAGAGUGGAAAUUCUUCUAGAAAAUGGAGAAACUUGUAUUGUCAAUCCAAUUUUUUCACAAAAUUCAGUUCCAAUUAAGUAUGAGAAGGGAGAUGACCCUCCAAUGAAGAAAAUCUCCAUGACUCCUAAAAACGAGUCUAAAAUCUCAGAUCUAACGUAUCCUCAUACUUUCCAAAGCAUCAAAUUGCACGUGAAAUCCAUGAUAACAGAUGGAGUGGCACUUACGGCGAAGGGUUUCAAAUACGUCACUUUUGUUGGUACUGAUGAGACUGGAGAUAUUAGUUGCGUAUUUUUUGAGCCACAUUCUUAUGCAAUCGGGCCGUCGAUUCGGGAAGGAGUUUAUUUGCAAAUAGAGAGAGGAAUAGUGGAAGCACUCGAAGAAGCAUUUCAAAUUCAUUGCAAGAAUAAUCAUCAGAUUAAAGUACUGCGCAAAGGUAACGUGAAAAUUCUGGAAGAAAAGAAGGAUGAGCCAGUAGAACCAGUAGACCGGGCGAUGAAAGUCGCAGAUCUGAAAGCUCCCCAAAUUUGAUUUUUAUUGGAGAAGAUAGCACUGGCGAAAUUGGCUGCACUAUCUUUGAGCCUCACGGUUCUAUUAAAUGUGCUAAUGCACUCAAAGUUGGUUCACAGCUUGCCCUGAAAGACGCUUUAGUUAUUUCUAAAGACGCGAGAAUUCCUAUUGACUGCGAUAAUGACUUCGAGAUUAUAAUGGACGGAUCCUCUGCUGUUACACAAUUGGAUAUUACGACGGAAAAAAUGGAAGACGAUUGUUCGGCAACUCGUCUCGAAAAUUUUAAUGAGUUACAAGAUCAGGCAGUCGGUAGUCUUGUUGAUGUCAUCGGAGUUAUUGGUAAAUCAAAGGAUGACGGCAAAUCCAGACACUCACCUGGUUAUUUUCUUACACUCUUAGAUGAGUCUACUUUCGAGAUACCUUUAUUUUUUGAAAAUGAGAUUUAUGUGGAUUCCUCGUGGACAGUCGGCACGAUAAUCGAAGUAACUGGGGCCUUAGUGGGUAGGGGAGAAGAUGAACAAAUGCAACUUGUUUUCCUUCCCGAACGCUCAACAAUAAGUAUAUUUCAAUCAGAACAGUAAUUCGUAUCCAACAAGUGAUAGUUCCGAAUGAUUAUUCAACCUUUUGGAUAAGAAUUAUUUAUUUUUCUACUGUCAUCGAAAUUUAAUGUCAUUGUUCUUUGAGUUUAAGAGCGCUUGGAUUCUCUUUCUAUUAUCACCUAUUAUUUUGAGUUUUUUUAUUUUUUUAUUUUUUUAUUUUUUGUACGAUGUCAGGUGUGAAAAUGAAUAUCCAGUUUACUUUCCAAAGUCGAAAAAUUUUAAAUCAUUACGACAUAUUAUUAUAGACGAUACAAGUUUAAGAAGUGCAGGAAUUAACGAGUGUGAGGUUUAUUAUUAUUUUUGAAAAUGGUAUGUUUAUGUUCGUUGUUUCAAUUAAUAAUUGACCAGAAAUAUAGAAAAACAUUUAAAAAAGGCGGAAAGAGCCAAUUUUCUUAAAUCAUAAGUUUUUUUGUACUAAGAUUGUGGUGUACGUUUUUCAUGUUAAGAUUCAUGCCAUAUAAUCGGUUCUGGAUGCCGUUACAAUGUAAAAGUUAUUUGAAAUUGAAAUAAAAAAGUUGUGGAAAGAAAUUUGCGAUUGGUCUAAUCGAGGCAGACUUAAUUUCUAUCUCCAGGGAUUGCUUUGAGAAAUGUUGGAGAGAUUUCGAUGUGGGUAUUCCAUCAUUUAUUUAUUGGUAAGUAGAAUUACAUGUAUCCACAAACAUAAUUAUUUUUUUAUCCAUGAUUCAUAUUAUUGUAUUUGUUUUCAUUUUUAGAGAGUAAAAGAAAAGUGGUAAAAAAAGCAGCGAGAGGUGAAAAACGAUACGGAGAUAAAUAUCUGUUGUAUGAAUUCUCCCCACCGAAUAUGUAAAAAAAUGAGAAAACCAUUCGAAAUGCAUAUUUGUGCAUCUGAGGCGAAGUUAGGGCGAGAACACGUAGAUAAUUUUUAAAAAUAUCAAUAAAUACGAGCUAGUCGACGGAGGCCUGAUCCAGGUGAAGGGACGGGUUAUCCAAAUUAUAUGUCCCAUUUGGCCUGUACCCAGCUCGUAUUUUUAAUAGACUUUUUUUCAAUUACCUCCUAAUGUAUCUCUAUUCUGCGGUGAUCAUUUUUUUCAUGCACUUUUGCAUUUUCCUAUCUAUUAGGUGAAGAGGAUUCGAAGAUUCGCCUGUAUUCUGCUUCUUUAUAUUCACCCCUGCUGUCGUAGAAAACUCAUCCUCAUUAGCUCUACGUCUUUUAAAUUACCGAGCAGUAGCCAGACCUAACUUAACAAAAAGCCCACAAAAAUUGUUGUUAAAAUGAGAAAUAUUCACUUUUUCGUUCUGACCAAGUAAUUGUAAACGUAAAUCGUUUAUCAAAUCAUUUACAAAUCGAUAAAGUGAACUUGUUCAUACAGAUGUAGAAAAACUGAAAUUAUUGUUUUUACUUGAAUAAAAAACAGUGUAGAA
Messenger RNA from Fopius arisanus, 3148 nucleotides. RefSeq lists its product as uncharacterized. The record is from RefSeq and is a predicted model, not a curated record. NCBI's taxonomy places the organism in Eukaryota, Metazoa, Arthropoda, Insecta, Hymenoptera, Braconidae.